Molecule: messenger RNA, 1254 nt
Organism: Fonsecaea pedrosoi CBS 271.37
Lineage: Eukaryota; Fungi; Ascomycota; Eurotiomycetes; Chaetothyriales; Herpotrichiellaceae
Exons: 3
Coding region: 1-1254 (417 amino acids)
Biological process (GO): protein phosphorylation; spliceosomal complex assembly; regulation of mRNA processing
Molecular function (GO): ATP binding; protein kinase activity
Source: RefSeq, a predicted model, not a curated record
AUGAAUGCCUUGUGUCAUUUCACGCGUCACCGAAUCCUCCUACACGUUUCUCGCGUCUACCAUUGCGAGAUCGAGUCCGAGUCUCUCGAGAGAUACCGACCUGGCGGCUAUCGCCCGGUCAAUGUCGGCGACACGUUUUGCUCGAGGAGGUAUUGCGUCGUCCAGAAGCUCGGAUGGGGCGGGUACGCGACCGUCUGGCUGGCUUACGACUCGGUGUUCUGCCGGCUCGCCGCGCUGAAAGUCGUCGUCUCAGAGAUCAGUGCGGCGGGUAACAAUGAAGUUCCAAUCCUCAAACGACUUGCUUCGCUUCCGGAAGAGAACGAGCAGGGCCGCCGCCAUUUGCGCAAGCUGACAGACCACUUCUUCCACGAGAGUCCGAACGGAAGACAUCAGUGUCUCGUAUUCGAUGUCGAUGGUGUCAGUGCUCCCACGCUUGCUGCUCGAUCUGGUAACGGCGUGAGGCUGCCUGGGCGUCUGGCCUGGCAGGUGUCAAAACAAAUCACCCUUGCAUUGGACUGCCUGCGCUCGAAUGGUAUUGCACAUGGUGAUCUCUAUACCAGCAACACCUUGGUUUCGCACGGGGAGGGACAAUUCUCCAACCCGGCCUCACUAAAACACCUCAACCCGCCAGUCCAGGCAGAUAUCACUGCUCUGCCCGGUCACCAGCUUACCAAGAGCGUCCCACGACACAUCGUCGAGCCAGCAGCUACAUUUCCUCUCCCCUCCAUCGACGGCCCUAUCCACACACGCUUCAUCGAUUUCGAGCAAGCAUUCCUCCACACCGACCAGCAGCCACUCGCAAAAGUCCGGACACCCUUGGUUUUCCGAGCUCCAGAGACACUGCUCGACACGACGUGGGACCUGCGCAUAGACAUCUGGUCUCUGGGAUGCACCAUCUUCGAACUCGUCACGGGACAGUCGUCGUUCGACAAUUUCAUGCCGAGAAAGGCACCCCUGGUUCUAGAGUGGAUCGCGAUGUUUGGAGACGUGCCGGAGCAAUGGAGGUCGCAGGCGCAGGUAGUUGUGGGUGAGUGUCGCGAUGAGAUAGAGGGGGGUUCUCUCUCAAGCUGGCUUGGUGAGGUUUACUUCGGCAACAGAAGUACCCCCGAGAGGAAGGCGGAAUUUACCCAGGACGAUAUCAAGAGGCUGGCCGAUCUGCUGUCCAGGAUGAUGUGUUACUUGCCCGAGAAUCGAAUGUCGACCCAGUACGUCCUGAAGCACGAGUGGUUCGCGAAGAAUCCCUUGGACGGGUAA